UUUCUUCAAGUCUUCAUCUGUGCCUCUUAGACUCAGGCUAACAACUGCUUAGUUUCGGAGUUGUCCUUCCAAAUAGACUUGCCCUUAGUCAGUUCUUCGAGACGGGCAACCAUAUCAGGCACAAAAGGCAGUUGCUUCCGCGUUGCAGUCCUCAACUGGCUAGCCUAAUAAAUGACCUGUCCAUUAUGAGAGAAAGGAUAACCCACGCAUCCUGCCUACAUUUGGCAAGCGAGCUCCAUUGUCGGGCUAAGCUUGGAGCCAAGUUGCAGCCAUAUCCCUUUGCCAUUUACAUCGUCAGCAACAACGCGAACAUCAUCAUCAGACAGCAUUGAAAAAUCACUUCAAUGCACUAAAAUCCUAUUAAAUCCGUGCAGUCAAAGCAACAACAACACGAACAGAGAGCAACAUUAGUCAAGUAUUUUUAGCCAUUUUUGGCGCACGAAAAAUGCAAAUAAGUCAGCCAAGUCGUCAAGAGCCAGAACACGGGAGGAAGAGAAAGCCUUAGCGAGUGAGGGGCCUGUGCAUGUUUGACAAACAGGAAAACCUCAAAACACGGUUGGCCAAUUACGAUUGUAUAAGCCGAGUGGCUGCUGCUGCCGUUGCCAUUGCCGUUGCAGUUGCAGAGCCAAGCCCGAGUCCCAUGUCCCGAGUCCCUGCAGCUAAAUCCGCAUUCUGCAUUCCGUAUUCCGAACGCCGCAUUCGCAUUCGCAGCCAAAUCUGCCUUUGUCACAGCCAAGGCAAAUGUCAAUUGUGUUCGCCUUUGGGGUUGAGUGCAGGAUGUGAGGAUCAGGAUGAGGACAACAAAUUGCAUGUCAACAGCUCGCGUUGGGCAUAGGACCCGACCCAAGCUAAGCCAAGCGGGAUUAACGCUGACAAAAACAAAC
Molecule: messenger RNA, 884 nt
Organism: Drosophila hydei
Lineage: Eukaryota; Metazoa; Arthropoda; Insecta; Diptera; Drosophilidae
Exons: 2
Coding region: 524-835 (103 amino acids)
Source: RefSeq, a predicted model, not a curated record